AUGGACGCUCUGCUUCAAGUUUCCGUCGAUGGGUUUAAAUUCGAGAACGGAUCUGGAUCUCGAUCUUGCUGCAAACCCAGAAACAAUCUCGAAUCCGGUAACAACAAUCUCUUCAUCGUCGAACCCGAGACCACGAAUCAUUCCUCACCGUCCGAUUCUCCUCCGUCGGUGUGUUUGGAUAACUCCCCUGUUCUCAAGUACAUCAAUGACAUGUUGAUGGACGAAGAAGAAGAAGACCUCGCAGGCCAAUCUCGCUUCCUGCAGCAAGACAAUUUAGCUCUACAAGCCGCAGAGAGAUCCUUCUACGAGAUUCUCCAGCAACAAUCCCCAAGCUCCUCCGGCGACCAAGAUUUCACUCUCCCCGGAAACUUCAGCUCAACGACGACUCUAACAACCGACUCAGCAUCUCUCGUCUCCAACGGCGAAUCAUCACAUAGAAAGUACCGUCACCGGAACGACGAAGAAGACGACCUCGAGAACGGCCGGAGAAACAAACAACCCGCAAUCUUCGUCUCGGAGAUGGAAGAGCUCGCAGCGAAGUUCGAACACGUGUUGUUAGUCUGCAAAGCGAACCAAGAAGAAGAAGCAAAACCGAUCCAGACUCCACCAAACAGAGCAGGAGGAAGAACAAAAGGCGCAGCAUCAAACAGAUCCAAGCUCCAAAAACCCAACGCCGUCGUCGAUCUCCGUAACCUCUUGACGCAAUGCGCACAAGCAGUAGCGAGCUUUGACCAGAGAAGAGCAACAGAGAAACUCAAGGAGAUCAGAUCAAACUCUUCAAGCAACGGCGACGGAAUCCAAAGGCUGGCCUUUUACUUCGCAGAGGCUCUCGAGGCACGUAUCACCGGAAUCAUCUCACCGCCGGUUUCCACCGCGUUUCCUUCCAGCACGACUUCCAUGGUCGACAUCUUGCAGGCCUACAAGCUCUUCGUCCACACUUGUCCCAUCUACGUGAUGGACUACUUCGCUGCAAACAAAUCAAUCUACGAACUUUCACUGAAAUCAACAAAGCUUCACAUCAUCGACUUCGGUGUUCUCUACGGCUUUCAAUGGCCUUGCCUGUUACUAGCCCUCUCGAAACGUCCCGGAGGACCACCGAUGCUCCGCGUGACCGGAAUCGAGCUUCCACAGUCCGGUUUCCGUCCUUCGGAUCGAGUCGAAGAGACUGGCAGGAGACUGAAGAGGUUCUGCGAUAAGUUCAACGUCCCGUUUGAGUUCAACUUCAUAGCCAAGAAAUGGGAAAGCAUCACUCUUGACGAGAUCAAGAUCAAUCCAGGAGAGACAACGGUCGUCAACUGCAUCCACCGGUUACAAUACACUCCUGACGAGACUGUGUCCUUAGACUCUCCGAGAGACACGGUUCUGAGACUGUUCAGAGACAUCAACCCUGACCUCUUUGUGUUCGCGGAGAUCAACGGAAUGUACAACUCUCCUUUCUUCAUGACGAGGUUCCGUGAAGCGCUGUUCCACUACUCUUCGCUCUUCGACAUGUUUGACACGACAAUACAAGGAGUGGAUGAGUACAAGAACAGGGCGCUGCUGGAGAGAGAGUUGCUUGUGAGAGACGCGAUGAGCGUGAUCUCCAGCGAAGGCGCUGAGCGGUUUGCGAGGCCUGAGACCUACAAGCAGUGGCGUGUUAGGAUUUUGAGAGCAGGGUUUAAGCAGGCAGCGAUAAGCAAACAGAUCUUGAAGGAAGCUAGGGAGAUCGUGAGGAAACGUUACCAUAAAGACUUUUUGAUCGAUAGUGAUAACCAGUGGAUGCUUCAGGGAUGGAAAGGAAGAGUCAUCUAUUCUUUUUCUUGCUGGAAACCUGCAGAGAAGUUAACAGACAAUCAUGUAGUAGUCAUUUGA
Molecule: messenger RNA, 1851 nt
Organism: Microthlaspi erraticum
Lineage: Eukaryota; Viridiplantae; Streptophyta; Magnoliopsida; Brassicales; Brassicaceae
Source: the annotation of a GenBank genome assembly